Molecule: messenger RNA, 2041 nt
Organism: Panonychus citri (citrus red mite)
Lineage: Eukaryota; Metazoa; Arthropoda; Arachnida; Trombidiformes; Tetranychidae
Exons: 3
Coding region: 590-1033 (147 amino acids)
Biological process (GO): mesoderm morphogenesis
Cellular component (GO): extracellular region
Molecular function (GO): growth factor activity; heparin binding
Source: RefSeq, a predicted model, not a curated record
AAUGUUUCUUCGUCCUCUUUGAAUAUUCUUGGUUUUAUUUUCUUCUACAUUUGUUUGUUUUAAUUCUUGUUCUUUUUCUCUUUUUUUUUCUUCCAUUUUUUAAAUCAUCCCUGUGAUUAAUUGAUUCAGUGUGAAGAAAUAUCUGCAAUUCAAUUUAUCUCUUUUCUAUUUGACUCUCUCACUCUCUCUCUCUUUCUUUCUUUAUCAAUCGUUCUCUUCUCACCGAACAUUUGAAUUACUACAAUUUCGUGUGAAUAUUCGGGUUCAUUGCGCAUUAGAGAUUUUCUCCCAUUUUCUCUUUGGAGAAAAAAAAAACUUCUCUUAUACAUUUUAUUCCCUUUUAUUCUCUUUCUUUUUCUCACCAAGUCUCUUUCUCUCUUUUUCUCUCUUCCAAUCAUCUUCAUCAUCAUCCUCUUUUUCUUUAAGACUCUUUUGUCCAACUGUUUUUCUCUCACCAGUUAUCAUUUGGUGUUUUCUCUUCUUCUCCUCUUUGUGAUCCAUCAGCAAUUCAUCACUUUUUUGCUCUCUUCUUAAAAGAUCAACAUCUUCAUCUAGAAUCUUCAACGAUUUCAACUUUUUACUCAUCAAAAUGUCUCCCAAAUUAAUGUAUUUCAAUAGUUUCAUCUUUAUUCUUGUCAUACUGAUCGCUUUCGUGGCCUGUGAGAGUCCAUCAGACAGACCCCAGAAGACAAAUGUCAAGCAGUCAUCUUGCCGUUACAACAAAGGACCAUGGUCAGAAUGUGCCAAUGGACAGAAAACCCGAACUGAUACUUUAAGAGUCCCAACUUCAACUCCAAACUGUGAACCAACCCGAAUAACAACCAAGAAAUGUAAACCAGCUUGUAAAUACACGAAGGAAGAAUGGUCACCCUGUGAAAAUGGUGAAAAAACUCGACUUCUCACCCGAACCGAGGGAGAUGGUCCUGAAUGUGAACGAACCAAAGUGAUUAAGAAACAAUGUCCAAAAAAGGGAGGCCCUAAACCACCAAAAGCCAAGAAACCAUCAACAGCAACAUACGACAAGGAAGCUUAAUCAAUGAAAGAACAGAAAGAGAUUUAAAGUCUCCUCAACAACAAUUAAAACUCAAUUAAUCUUCUUAAUCAAUCAACUCAUUGAACAUUUUCUCUCUUCAACGAAAGACAAAAAUUUUCUUUUUCUCUUCUCUAUUUCUUACAAUUAUGAAAGUGAAAUUAAUAUAAAUCAACGACAAAGAAAAAGCAAAAAAAAAUCAUUACUGAUUAUUAACCUUUUAGUAAAUAUAAUCUUAAUACUAAUCCUAAUAUUAUUACUACUCAAACUAAUCAUCUUCCUCUCUGAUCAUCUCUAAAUUUCUGACUACCCAAAGUUCAGCUAUUAUCCUGAUUUUUCCUCCAAUAAUGUCCAUUAUUAUCCCGAUGAGUUUGUAUCAUUAUCGUGGUGUAAUUUUGUCAAAUGGAUCAGCUAACAGGCAAUCAAAUCAAAUGACAAUUUGAUUGACUAAAACAACAAAAAACUUUGAACUGACGAAGAUGUAAAGUAAAUUAUCAUUUCCAGUUCAGAAUUCAUCUUUUCCCUUCUUGUUUGUUCAGCUUAAUCUCAAACAUUUUCCAUGAAUCUGAUCAAAAUUCAGGUUAACAACAUGAAAUUUCAAUUCUAUCAGAAAACUUUACUCUUCGAAUCAACAAAAAUGAACUCAUUGGAAACGAUCACAAAUCAAAGCAAAAAGAAAGCAAAUCAAAGGACCAGAGGUUUUCAUCAUCAGGAAACAUCAUGAAGCCGAAAAUUGAAGCUCAGGAAAUCAUGAACAUUGAACAAUUUUACCAAAAAAACAAAUUCUUAUCCAUCAAUCUAACCACUUUUUUCAUCUUCUUACUCCCUGAUGACAAUUUAUCUUCUCUUUCUUUUUUUGUAUUAUGUAUUAAUCUUACAUCAACUAUUAUAAAAAAAAAUCAAAUCGAAAACCUAAAUCUUGAAAGGUUUUUUUAACGAUACAAUUAACACGAUAAUCAAUAAAUUGGUUUAGGAAUAACAACAAUUAAAAGCUCUAUGAUUAUUGAAUAA